ACCGGUGAUGGACUGGAGGUGGAGCUGAUCAGAAUAAUGUUCAGCAUCAACCCCCUGGAGAACCUGAAGCUGUACAUCAGCAGCCGGCCACCUCUGGUGGUCUUCAUGAUCAGUGUCAGCGCUAUGGCCAUCGCCUUCCUGACCCUGGGCUAUUUCUUCAAAAUCAAGGAGAUUAAGUCACCAGAAAUGGCAGAGGAUUGGAAUACUUUUCUGCUGCGAUUUAAUGACUUGGACUUGUGUGUAUCAGAAAAUGAAACAUUAAAGCAUCUCUCAAACGACAGCACAGCUUCAGAGAGCACAGUGACCAGUGGGCAAGCCAGAGCAUCCACACAGUCCCCCCAGACCCUGGAGGACUCGGGCCCGGUUAACAUCUCAGUUGCAAUUACCCUCACCUUGGACCCCCUCAAGCCUUUCGGAGGCUUCUCCCGCAACGUCAGCCAUCUGUACUCUACCAUUUUGGGGCAUCAGGUUGGACUUUCAGGCAGGGAAGCUCACGAGGAGAUAAACAUUACCUUUACCCUGCCCACGGCUUGGAGCUCGGAUGACUGUGCUCUUCAUGGCCACUGUGAGCAGGUGGUGUUCACAGCCUGCAUGACGCUCACGGCCAACCCUGAUGUCUUCCCCAUCACUGUACAGCCUCCACACUGUGUUCCUGACACGUAUAGUAAUGCCACGCUGUGGUACAAGAUCUUCACAACUGCCCGAGAUGCCAACACAAAAUAUGCGCAAGACUACAAUCCUUUCUGGUGUUACAAGGGGGCCAUUGGAAAAGUCUAUCAUGCUUUGAAUCCCAAGCUUACAGUUAUUGUUCCAGAUGAUGACCGUUCAUUAAUAAAUUUGCACCUCAUGCACACCAGUUACUUCCUCUUUGUGAUGGUGAUAACAAUGUUUUGCUAUGCUGUGAUCAAAGGCAGACCCAGCAAACUGCGUCAGAGCAAUCCUGAAUUUUGCCCUGAGAAGGUGGCUUUGGCUGAUGCCUAAUCCCACACCUCGCCAUUUUUGGAGAGAGACUGAAAGAACCAUCAUCAUUGCCUGCUGACCCAAGCCAGGGCCUGGCCACUCCAAACACAUGAUCUUGCAGUGUUGGGUUAUUCCAGCCAAAGACAUUUCAAGUGCCUGUAACUGAUUUGUACAUAUUUAUAAAAAUCUACUCAGA
Messenger RNA from Fukomys damarensis (Damara mole-rat), 1156 nucleotides. RefSeq names its product transmembrane protein 248 (gene Tmem248). The record is from RefSeq and is a predicted model, not a curated record. The coding region runs from base 37 to 981 and encodes 314 amino acids. The transcript is spliced from 7 exons. NCBI's taxonomy places the organism in Eukaryota, Metazoa, Chordata, Mammalia, Rodentia, Bathyergidae.